Paraphaeosphaeria sporulosa is the source of this 2009-nucleotide messenger RNA. Its product is annotated as acid phosphatase. Gene Ontology annotation, molecular function: DNA-binding transcription factor activity; DNA binding. The transcript has 2 exons. Gene Ontology annotation, biological process: positive regulation of transcription by RNA polymerase II; meiotic cell cycle. Bases 376 to 1977 code for a protein of 533 amino acids. Gene Ontology annotation, cellular component: nuclear chromosome. Lineage: Eukaryota; Fungi; Ascomycota; Dothideomycetes; Pleosporales; Didymosphaeriaceae. The record is from RefSeq and is a predicted model, not a curated record.
CGCACAGCUUCACGGCGAUGGGACCAGCAGCAGACGUGGGCAUUGCUGCGUGCUCGUCGCUGUGAGCCGCUGCCUAUCGCAUCGUCGCCCGGGCUGUCGAGGUAUCACGGGCUUACUCAGGACUGAGCUGCCCAGGUGCAUAGGUCCGCCCUCGCCAACCCCAGCCUUCAGCAUCCUCCUCGCAUCCAGCACGCUCGCCGCUCGCCGCUCGCCGCACGCCGCACGCCGCAGCAGCAGCACUGCCAGCAGCAACAUCGCCCGCACCCGCCCCGGCUGUGACUGUUUGUGCCCGCCCGCACUGGCAGCCCCGGAGUCCCAUGCGCAAGCGCGCCGCCCACGCACUGCCAUCGCCCGGGCUCCGCCAGACGAGCAGCCAUGGAGGGCUUCGACACUAUAACCAUGAGCUAUCUAGCUGCCCCAAUGCCACUCCAGAAUGUAACGGGGCCCGACCAGCUGCAGGCGCCCAUGCUGCCCAUGGACGCCUUUGACCAGCGCUCUAAUUACGACGCCGAGACCUUCGCCGGCGAGGACCAGUUCGCACAGCACCACAUCCACGCGCCCCCACGCCUGCAGCGCUUCCCCAGCGCCUACGACGACCCCUUCACCGAUGUCCUCAGCACCUACGAGCAGCCGCUGCAGCCCGACGCCAAUGGCCUGCCCGAGAGCCCCAGCAUCGACCGCGACAACAAGCUGCUCAGCUUCUCCCUGCCCAGCGUGCCGUACACCCUGCUCAACUAUGUCGCCCAGCGCGUCUCCAUCUCCAUGUCCGCCCAGCUGCACGGCAUGUUCUUCCUCGCCGAGUCGCCCUGGGCCUCGGCCGGCGACGUCGCGGCCGCCCCGACGGAGCUGACCUGCUACCGCCGCAACCUCUUCCAGAUCACAGGCACCGUCACGCUACCCAGAAGUCUCCAGUUCCUCCUGACCGACCAAGGCGACCAAUUGCCCAUCAUCGGCCAGGAACUCACCAUAUCUGCGACCGAGUCACUCGAGGGAAACCCCGUCAAGAUCAUAUCGGUGCCCUGGAAAACGCCCGCCACCACUGCGACCGUGGCCGAGGACAAGACGGAGAAGGAGCCGCCGUCCUUUCCUCUCGAUCUCAACAGCGGCCAAGACAUGGACUCGGACUACGUAAAUUUCCCCAUCAGCUGGAAGAGGCUGCAGUUUAGAAUUGCCACUGCCAACAACGGCCGCCGGAAGGAGCUGCAGCAGCAUUUCGUCGUGCGGCUCAAGGUCGUGGCCAUCCUCUCCAACGGCGCCAAGGUGCCCGUCUGCGAAGUGCAUUCAGGAGCUAUUAUUGUGCGCGGACGCAGCCCGAGGAACUUCCAGUCCCGCAAAGAUAUGCCAAUCAGUGGAACAGGCGGCUCCAUGCGCAAGGCUCACGCUUCACAACAACCAAACAGAACACCAACAGGUGAUACCCAGCAAUCCAAUCACAGCAAUAACAACAACGUCCAGACCACGCCUGGCACGACCAAGGCGAUGGACUCGCUCCAGCUCCCGUUCGACUUUAACCCGAAUGACCCCAUUCUGUCGCCCGAGUUCAGCAUGGACUGGAAAGUGCCUGCCGCCCCGAUGACGGCUAUCCCGCCGGAUCCAACGCCCCCUCCGAUUACGCCUUAUGCGCGGUCAACUCCAGAUCUUUCUCGGGGCGGUACACAGGCCCAACACGCUGUCAUGGCACCAGUGUCCCUAUCCUUGACCGAUGACGAGCCGAAGAAAUCAGCCUCCCCGGCCGAGCACCCAAGGAAGCGAGGCACUCCCGCGCGACCGCCCUCCUUCUCUGUUGGGCUCAUCAACAGCCCUGACGAAAGUGCAGAUUUGCUGUACGAGUACUUUCCCCUCGGCCUGGACGACUGGAUGCCGCCUGUGGAUGCUGUCUACCGGCCGCAUGUAGUGCAUCACACCAAUCUCCCGCCCGAUCCAAAGGCGCUUGCGGUGAAGAGCAAGUCCAAACGCUACUUUUCCGAUGCCUGGUGACGCGAUUUCAUAGCUCGAUACCCUGUGCUUCG